Molecule: messenger RNA, 7413 nt
Organism: Fusarium vanettenii 77-13-4
Lineage: Eukaryota; Fungi; Ascomycota; Sordariomycetes; Hypocreales; Nectriaceae
Exons: 3
Coding region: 736-6771 (2011 amino acids)
Cellular component (GO): cytoskeleton
Source: RefSeq, a predicted model, not a curated record
CCUGGUGCACCCGCACAGGACGGUCACGGAGCCUUACCCUCUCGAUCCCGCCCUGCUUCCCCGGCCUCUCCCGCCCUCUCGACCGCUUCAACCGUUGACGGCGAAGAGGACAUCGAGUUAUCCCCCGUCCUCCCUCCGCUCCCGGCUCCUCGUCUCCCGGACAGGGCUUUGCAGCUGCUGAGGACACCGCCGCCCGGUGCUUUAGAGGACGGCCAAUUUGGCACUGCUAGCUGGGGCUCCCCUUACCCUCAGUCAGAUAGCAACCUCCGCCGUCAGAGUUUCAGCAGCGACGCUUCGGACGACUCACCAAUCCAUCAUUUAGACCUCGAGACCCCUUUUCUCCGUCCAGUCCCCGAACUUUCGCGGUCGCAGUCGGAUCGGAACUCGCCUUUGAGCGCUGCCGCUGCCGUUCUUGCGAACCGUGUCCGCCGACAGACCCGUGGACUUACCGAGGAUUGGAUCCGCACCCAUACUACCGACGACCAGAACGACGAGAGUCGCCAUUGGUUUAGUGACGGCAGUGAAAGCGAGCACUCUUCAUUGAGCGGCUCCGGACCCGGUUGGCAGGAAGAAGGUGAAAUCCGCACACCCCGAGCUCCCCAGCGGACCAUCAACCUCACAACCACCACCACGUCUCGACAAGGAUCCUGGCACCAACCCCGUGCCCGGUCCAGUAUCGAGACCCUCAGACCAGGGGAUUCCCUCAGUCCCAACAACACGGGACAGAACAGCAGUAUGGCGACCUCCGAAGCCGCGCCGGCAACCCACGACGCGGCGAGCGACAGGUCUCAGGCCGCCUCCCCAUCGGAAGUACCUGUCGCAGAUAGCCCUAAGAAGCGCAUGCCCAGUGUCAAUGGCAUCAUGGAGCCCAAGCUUCCCGCGACCCCCAUCAAGGGCAGCCAGAAGCCUCUUCCCAAGGAGCCCGCUAUGACGCCCCGCAUAAGGAAGAAGGUGCCUUGGAGAGGCAAGAACAUCAUGGUCCUCAUCCCGCAAGAUCAGGAGCGAGGCCAGUCCGGCCAUGCACCCAUGCCGCUUCGCCAGGAUGAGAUUAAGAGAAUGUUUUCUUCAUGGCAAGAGCUCGGAUAUGAUAUUUCGGGCUUCGAUCUGGAGGUAGAUGGCUACCAAGCAGAAGGAACCGCAGACUCUCAGACUCGGGAUUCUUGGCCCAAUUUUGACGAGGUGGACAAGGAGCGAGAGGAGCGAGCCUUCAAGGUCACACUUCCUGACCUGAACGCUUGGAAGAACUACAUGGAUGAGCUGCAGGAGGCCAAGCUUAGAGCACUUGGCUUUAUGCCUGGACGACCAUCAACUCAGAGCCCUGGCAUCAGCCAUGGCGCAUCUCCACUCUCCUUCUCUGCAUUGCCCGGAAAAUUCAACCCUAGGCAGUCCAUCUCUCUGCCGGCUAGCAGCUCGCCUUUCGGUUUCCAGCACCAAUCACCGCAAAGUUGGAACCAGGCAGGUAUCCUGCAAGGCCUGAGCCGUCAUGAUUCGCCUUCACUUAUGAACCUGAACGGCCUCAUGUCGCCUCAGUCACCAUUUGGACCUGAAAGCCCUGGCAUCCCCAUGCAUCAGCGCCACCAGUCCCUGCAGUAUCCCAUGCUCCCCCACCAGCAGUACUCGUUCCUUCAGCCAGCUAGGGCAUCCCCUCGCUUGCAGGAAGUUCGAGAAGAUGAGGAGGAGCCUGUUGUUGAGAGCCCUGUGAGGUCGCCUGAGCCUCCUGCGCAGCAGAACCCCGACACAUUGCAGGCUGAGAUUGACGACGCUGAGUACCAUCUCGAGGAGCAGCUCCGUAAUGAGCUGGAGCACGAGGACUACAACCCUCAGCCUCAGAACGACGAGCCCGCACCUCUGCCGGAUCCUUUCGUUCCUGCUCAUGAUCGACAAGCCUCUAAUCAUUUCCCAGUUCCAGAGCGGUUUGCCAAUGAGCCUACCAAGCCUCUGGUCCUGCACCAUCCCAGGCCCCACAGCCGUGGUCAUUCACUUUCUCAGGGAUACUUCCGUGAUCACAAUGAGAACAAUGUCACUGCUGAUGAGAGCAAUCUGACCAAGUUCAGCAGUCUCAAUGAGAUCCCAGAGACCCACAAGGGCGAUGAAGUCUUUGAGAUUGAGACAAACCCCAGCAAUCUGGGUACACCUGUUCAGGACUUUGAUUUCCCCGCUGGCUUUGGUCACCAGAAGAACUUCUCAACCGCCAGCAAUCCCUGGAACGAUGCUGGUUCAGUUGCUAGUGGUGGUAACGCGGCUAGACGCUCCAGCCACGCCAGCAAGCCCUCGCUGUCUAAGCUUAAUGUGCAGGCACCUGAGUUCAAGUUCAACCCCACGAGCAGCUUCACACCCGGGCAGUUCAACUUCAAUGCUAGCAGCUUUAAGCCAACCACCGCCAGCUUCCAGCCUUCUGUUUUCCAGGCCAACACGAGCGUGUUCAGCUCUCCCCCAGCCAACCCGCCUACUCAUGUGACGCCUGCCAAGAUCCACGCGACCGCCCCGUCAUUCUCUCCUGGCCAGAGUGCUUUCAGCUUCUCAGCUUCAGGUCCCAAGUUCAAUCCCGACGCGCCUACCUUUACGCCUCACUCUGAUUCGUUCACUAGCCCUGUCGCGUCCGGCAGUGAGAGCAAGGGUCACCGUGGAAGCAUCUUCGGAAGCAUUGAUCUCAGAUCUAGCGCCUUGAACAAGUCCAAGGCCAUUCCGAUCAUCAGACCAUCCAGCACUUCGUCUGCGAGGUCGCACGGCGGCGAUGAGACGCAGGAGGAUGCAGAUGGACGACCUCUCGUGGAUGAAAACAGAGUCAAGCGCGCGCGUAGCUCUGCGCCCGGUGGCGACGAUGUGCCGCUCUUUGCUGAGCAACCAAAGGAGCCUGAGCUUCCCUUGCAUGAAUCUGAAGCAUCCGGCAAGGAUGAGGCCUUCGGAGAGGACCGCCGUGUGGAGACUGAGCAAACUCUGCCUGCAGAUACAUCCAUGUCCUCAAUCGUCACUUCUGACCCCAUUGAUACCAAGGCCACAACCGCGGCUCCCUCGGCGGCGCCAUCUGAGGAUUCACCUGCCGACCAAGGCAUCAACCGCUGGAAGCCUUUCGAGUUUGAAUCCAACGUGGACAUUCAGAGCUUCAACGACGCCCGACCAUACGGUGAAGACAACUUUAAGCACGGCCACAAGAAGACUCUUUCUGCUGCAGCCCAGCCAUUCACUCCCGGUGCGGCUUCUUAUGGGGACGCCACCCAGACAGAACAAGAAGAAGAAUCCGACGCGUCUCCCGUGGGCAGCCCCAUUCCGGCUCGCGCCCCUGUUGGCCUUGCUGGUUCUCGAUACAGCUCUGGCCAGUCUCAACCUAGGACUGUUUCUAAGGGACUCAGUGCUUCUCGCUUUGCUGAUCCUGCACCCAAGCCCAAGGGCCUGGCUGCCUCCCGGUUUGCCAGGAGCCCUACGCCAGAUGAGAAGCCCCUGCCUCCUGUACCUGUCGAGGACGACGUGUUGGAAUCCGUUGAGCACGACGCCGAGUUCGAGCCUGAGCUUUCUGCUACUAUUACGAACCCUGCUGGUGGUGACGGUACUGAGCCUACCUUUGAAGAGAUUGACGCUGUUAUGGACCAGUUCUUUGACGAUCCUACCAUGGGCGUCAACAAGCACGAGCCUUCUUGGCAGCAUGGCAGCCCUACCCGCAACCUCUCGAUCGCAGCUGUUGCCAACUCAUCGCCUUACCGACUGGAGCCUGUUAACCACUACGCUAGGGACGAGGCCAGCCUCACUCCUCGCGAGUACCACGCUCUUCCCGAGUCUUCUGCUCAGCCUAUGUUGAGCACUGAGCUUGAAGAUCCUUUCAUUGACCCACCUGAGCCUUUGGUCACUCCUGAUAAUGCUGAUGUUGUUGAUGGUGAAAGCUUGCCAGCUAGUGAUUGGGAAGCUGCCUUCACCGAGGAUGAACACGAGAAGCUCAACAACCGGGCUCAAUUCUUCGAUGGACGUGUCAACGAAGUGGUCGGUAACCUCCUGGCAUCUCGCCUCGAGCCUCUGGAGAAGACCUUAUUCUCUAUUCAGCAAGUUCUCGCCACUAGAGCUCGAAGAACUCCUUCGUCUCGCCGUGAUAUGCGCAGCGUUUCUGCUGAGCUGCAGCAGAGCGAUGCCGAUGAUGAGGACGAGGAGCCCAUUCCUCGCCGUUCUAUGAGCCCCCGAAGGGAUCGCCGCAUGGAUCAGAUCCGCGUGGCUGUGCUCGAAGGUCUCUCUGCUCAUCAGCGCAGCCAACCCUCACUCUCCCCAGCCCCCGCUCUGGCUCCUGGCCCUGCACCAACAGCUGUUGAGGCACCUCCUACGGUUAUUCUGGAGGCCCUCGAAGAGAUGAAGAAGCAGAUCAGUGACAGCAUGAAGGGCAACAAUGACUUGAAGAGGAUUGUGGAGGAAGUGGUUGAGCGUGUGCCUGCCGGCCCCAAGCCUGAAGAAGUCCAAGAUGCUAAGACUGAAGAGUUGCUGGCCAAGAUCACAGAGAUCGAGCAGCGCCUCUACUUUGAGCAGACCAAGGUCGAGAACGAGGUUGCUGAGCGAAGAAUGGCCGAGGACUUGGCUGCUGAGCUUAUGCGCAAGCUUCAGGCUGCCGAGACCCGUGUCGAGGUUGAGAUUAUCAACCGCAGCGUCUUUGACCAGCGCGUAGCUGACCUUGAGGAGAGACUGCGCACGGCCGAGGAGCUCAGUGAGCAGUCCGUCAUCGUGCGCCGUGCCGCCGAGGACAAGCUUACUGAAGCGAGGGUCCAGCAUGAAACUGCCGCUGAGGAAGUUGUUCGACUUCGUGAGAUCAUUGAGCAGCGAGACCACAAGCUCCGCUCUGUGGAGCAGGCCAACAGCAAGACUGCUAUGCGGAUUGCUCUUCUGGAGGCUGCCCAAAACAACGCGGCUCAGGCUCAGACUGAGGCUAUCAGCAGGUGCAAGGUUAUGGAAGCUGAGUUGAAGGAUGUUCGCCAAGACAACCACCACUGGCGUGCCGAGGCUGAGCGUUAUGAUGAAUCUGCCCGACAGAAGGGUGCCGAGUUGACUCGUGCCCUUGAGGAGAACCAGCAUAUGCACAAGUCUCUCACCACCCUCACCACCCAACUUGAAGAGAACGAGCGCAUGCGUGAGUCCUGGCGAGGCAAGUUCAUUUCUCUCCAAGAGGAUAUGGGCCGAGCCGCUCGCGAGAUUGCUGAGGACAAUGCCCGACGCAUCAAGAAGGACCAGGCCAUGCUCGCUCGACAGGAGGUGUUGGAUGCUCGUCUCCAAGCUGAGGCUAAGACCCGAGAGCGCUUGGAGGUUGAGAUGGAACGUCUUCAGUCUAACGAACGUGCCGGUAUGCGGGCCACCAACGAGUGCGCUCGUCUCGAGAGCCUGAUUGGCGAGCUCAAGACCGAGAACCACAAGCUUGAGCAGAAGGCUGCCCGAUACCAGCGUGAGUUCGAGGAGGCCCGCGAGUCUGGUGCCAGCGAGGUCAAGAGAACUCGCAUGGCCCUCCAGACUGAGAUCGACUCUGCCAACAACCAAGUCAACUUCAUUCGUGAGGAACUUGAGGAGCAGAACUCGAAGCUUCGAGCCGAGCUUGACCACGUCCGACUUGAAGCCGAUACCGCCAAGGCCCAGAGCGAGAUGCUUCUUGAGGAGGCUGAGAACAGCAAGACAAUCGAGCUUGACGAGUUGCGUGCCAAGCACCUCAACGAGUUGGAGGAUCUCCAGACCCGAUAUGAGCGACGCGUCAACAAUGCCCAGGAGGAUGCUCACAAGACCGAGCAACACCUCUUGGAGCGUCUCAGCCUGUCAGCUUCCAAGACUGAACACCUUCAAGAUCGCAUCCUCCACCUCGAGGACAAGCUUGAGAUUGCCAAGCAGGCUGCCGCUGCCGCUGCCCAGGCUGCCAAGUCUGCUGGUGCUGAGGUGCCUAUCGCUGCUCCUCAGGUCAAGCAUGCCUCGCGAACCCUCGACCCUCCUGAGAAGAUCUCGCCGCAGGCCCUCCGGGAGUCCAUCAUGGUUCUCCAGGAGCAACUGCAGGCCCGUGAGCAGCGAAUCGAGGAGCUCGAGCACUCCUUGUCCAAGGCGGAUCCUGAUGCCGCAAGCAAGAUCACCAAGCGAGAUGAUGAGAUUAGCUGGCUUCGUGAGCUCCUUGCAGUUAGGCACGAGAACUUGCAGGACAUCAUCGCGGCACUUCAGAGUGACCGCUUUGAUCGCGAUGCAGUGAAGGAUGCCGCCAUUAGACUCAAGGCGAACCUCCAGAUGGAGGAGCAGGAACGGGAGAGAGCCAUGAACGGUGGCUCUGCCAUCAACCUACCCAACAUUGCCCAGACUAUUCAGAAUGCCACUCCUCGGGUUGCCCAAACGAUCGGUCCUAUCGCCGCCGCUUGGGGCAACUGGCGCAAGGGUAACCGCAGCUCGCCAUCUCUGAGCAGCUUCACCAAUGUCCUAAACUCUCCUGUCGCUGGACGAAACGCCACUCCUUCGAGGAGUAACUCGAAUGCGCAGAACAGCCUGCUGGGUGGUCUUAUGACGCCCCCAGCUUCUGGACUGCGACAAACACCCCCUGUGGACAACAGACCACAGCCCACCGCCUUCGCUAGCACUGGACGUCGCUUCCCAUCAAGCGGCGGGCCAGGACGAUCGCGAGGAAUCUCAAAUACCUCGCAUCGAUCAGAGCGAGUAACCACGCCGCCUCCCAGGGAACCAGAGGAGGAGCCCAUGACUCCCCCGAUGAUGCGGACGAGCGGCUACGACUCGGAUGCGCAACCUGGAGACUUUGAUGAUAAUGACUUCUUCGAAGAGGACUGAGCGGACGUGUACGGUUCUUUCUUUGGCGGCAAGAGGCGGGAGGGACUGUUCUGUCAUAUGAUUUUAACUCUUUUCCUUUUGUUUCCUUUGUUACAAGCAAGAUCAAUAUUGCAUCGAAAAACGGCCGAUACAUGCAUAUUCGCGCUGCCUUAUUCCACCUUACUUAUUACACUAGUUUCACCCAAGACUGCGAACCUACAAAGAUACCCCCUUUGGAUUGAUGUUUAUGCCACACAGAUUGGGAUUUUCUCUUCUUCUUCUUUUUUAACCUUGUUUCUUUCUUCUUUUUUUACUUUGUCAUUCAUUUGUCAUGUUUCGAAAUGAGGCUUCAGCUUCUGUUUAUGAGAGAGAAAGGAAAUGGGAUUCACCAAAAAAGGGGCCAUGGAUUGGCUGGCGGAAGAGGGAAAACCAUCAACAAAAAGGACAAAAAACACCAAAAAAAAUGAAUGUCUGAAAAUCAAAAGUUGUUUUUGAUCUUUCUCAUUAUCCUCUCCUUGUUAUGGUCUUGCCUGCAUAGCGGUGUGGUGUAUAUAUCUUACUUUCCCAACCUACUUAUAUCGAUAGGUCGUGGGAUGGGCGUGAUGACUUUACUAGUUGUACAUAAUCAUAAUUCACACUCACAGAGAGCAACAAUUGAUUGAC